Molecule: messenger RNA, 2159 nt
Organism: Pistacia vera
Lineage: Eukaryota; Viridiplantae; Streptophyta; Magnoliopsida; Sapindales; Anacardiaceae
Product: receptor-like protein 3
Exons: 1
Coding region: 9-2159 (716 amino acids)
Molecular function (GO): protein binding
Source: RefSeq, a predicted model, not a curated record
UACGAACCAUGCUUAGCUUGUUCUUGAAGCUUGUUUUACUAUUCCUCUCAUGUUUUGCCACUCUUUGCAAAACCUGCAACCAAAUAGAUAAGGAAUCACUCUUGUCUAUAAAACUCAACAUAUAUUCUCCUACAAUAAAUUGGACCUCUUCGGUCGACUGCUGCCUAUGGGAAGGGAUCGAGUGUGAUGCGAACGGUCGUGUCACUCAUUUACAGCUGCCCGGGAGAGACCUUAGCGGCUCCAUCUCCCCAUCAAUUGGGAACUUGACACAUCUUUCUCACCUCAAUCUUUCACACAAUCACCUUUCCGGUCCUGUCCCCCAUCAUUCGUUUUUGUCUUUAGUUCUUGUUGAAGUUCUGGAUUUGAGUAAUAAUUCUCUUACAGGUGAAUUUCCAUCAUCUUUGUCAUCUAAAGUCAUUAGAUUGUUUGAUUUAUCCGGCAAUAAUUUACAAGGAACGAUUCCAUCAUCGUUCUUCCAGCUAUCAGCAGGAAAUUUGGAGAGUUUUAAUGUCAGCAAAAAUAGUUUCACAGGUCUUAUCCCUUCCUUUAGCCGGACUGAAACUUCCUGCAUUCUCAGGAUUCUGGAUUUCUCAAACAAUGAUUUUACAGGUCCAAUUCCUCCAGGACUUGGAAAUUGCUCAAGACUUCAGGUUUUCCGGGCAGCCUGUAAUUUUAUCUCAGGUUCACUACCUGAUGACAUUUAUGCUGCCAUAUCGCUUGAAGAGCUCUCCUUACAUGUUAACUCCCUAUCUGGACCCAUUAGCAACACCAUUGUCAACCUCACAAGCCUUAUCAUUCUUCAGCUUUAUUCUAACAAUUUGACUGGCUUCAUCCCUCAGGGUAUUGGCAAGCUCACCAACUUGACACAUUUGUACCUUCAUGUGAACAACCUAUCUGGCUCUCUUCCUCCAUCCAUGAAGAAUUGCAUCAAUCUCAUAAAACUGAAUUUGCGGAAUAACAAACUUGAAGGAAAUCUUUCGGCAUUUAAUUUCUCAAUGUUUCGCCAUCUUCGUACAAUCGACCUUGGAAGCAAUAACUUCACAGGUAGCUUCCCAUCGACUCUUUAUUCAUGCAAGUCACUAACUGCAGUAAGGCUUUCCCGUAACAAUAUAGAGGGAGAAAUUUCACCUGAAAUAGUUGCAUUGGAAUCAUUGUCAUACCUCUCGCUUGCCCAAAACCGAUUAACGAAUGCCACUGCAUCAAUCAAGAUUUUGACAGGUUGCAAGAACCUCAGUGUUCUAUUCCUUUGUAAAAACUUCAAGGGUGAAAUGAUUCCUGAUGAUAUUACCUUCUCAUAUGCAUUUCCAAAUCUCCAGGUUUUGGCUUUGAGUAAAUCACAAUUCCAGGGUCAAGUUCCUUCCUGGAUAAGUAAUCUCAGGAAAUUACAGUUCUUGGACUUAAGUUUGAAUCAAAUCACUGGUUCAAUUCCAGGGUGGUUAGGGACUAUGACAAGUCUAUUCUACAUCGACUUGUCUUAUAACCUUCUUUCCGGAGAGUUUCCGAAGGAACUCGGCGGAUUGCCAAUGUUGGUAUCAGAAUUACAGGCUGCGAAAAAAAUUGGUGCGAGCCGCUUAGAGUUACCUCUCUUUAUUCCUCCCAAUAUCAAUGCUUCUAAUGAAGAAUACUAUAGUCUCCUCAGGUUACCACCGUCGAUAUUCCUCCAAAACAAUAGUCUCAGUGGCAGCAUCCCCAUUGAGAUUGGCCAAUUACAUUUUCUUCAAUUGCUUAAUCUCAGCUAUAACAAAUUCUCUGGAAACAUUCCGAAUCAAAUAUCGAAACUCACUAACUUGGAGAGAUUGGAUCUAUCCGGAAACAAUUUAUCUGGUGAAAUCCCUGCCUCGUUCAGUGGUCUCUACUUCUUGUCGGAGUUCAGCGUCGCGAAUAAUAAUCUUCAUGGUCUGAUACCUUCAGGAGGUCAGUUUCAUACUUUUUCCAUCUCCAACUUUGAAGGAAAUCCAGGUCUGUGCGGUGAUAUUAUAGAAAUCUCAUGUUCUAUUCAAACAAGAACGAGUCAUAAUCCUGUUCCUUCUCCAAGUGAAUCUUCAAAAAAGGAGCUUGUUUAUGGACUCACUGCUGGAGUUGUUUUCGGAUUUAUUAUUGGGUCCGUAGGUGGGAUUUUUUACCCAAUUCGUGUAUAUAGUUUAUUCAGAACUCUCUGA